Phyllostomus discolor (pale spear-nosed bat) is the source of this 3247-nucleotide messenger RNA. RefSeq names its product ornithine decarboxylase antizyme 3 (gene OAZ3). Lineage: Eukaryota; Metazoa; Chordata; Mammalia; Chiroptera; Phyllostomidae. Gene Ontology annotation, cellular component: nucleus; cytoplasm. Gene Ontology annotation, biological process: positive regulation of protein catabolic process. The record is from RefSeq and is a predicted model, not a curated record. Gene Ontology annotation, molecular function: ornithine decarboxylase inhibitor activity.
GUGGCGGGGAGGCCAGAGAUCCGAGUCGAUGCUCCGAGAUUCAGCGUUUUCCUCACUCCCUUCUCCCUGUUUCUUUUCGGGGGAGGGAUGGCCAUUGCACUGACAGAUAACGGAAUGACUGUUAGGUGGACUGACCCGGAAAAGACACAGCUGUGGGCUUUGCCGUAUGUAGCUCUCUGAAGUCGCUUCCAAUUCUGACAGUUGAUAAACUGGAUACUGAGGGGAGGGAGUUGCCCCUCUCACCUUUACUUACUUGAAAUCUACCUAAAGGUGGUGAAAGGAUGAAUUCCGCUGGAAAACUAUGAUAACCCAGGAUUUGUCUUUUAAUCUGUACAAGUGCGGUGUUUAAGAUAAUAUUUAAAGAAUCCUAAAUCAUAAGGGAGAUAAGCCAUAAGAAAAGGAAACUAUGGAGGGGCUCAGUACUGGAGAGAAGAUCCGAUAAAUGGAAUCAGUGAGGUCUGUUUGGCAGAGGAGAUUAUGGAAAGAUGCCCUGUGCAUCAUAUUAUUUGACCCAUAAAUGGCCUUUGAUCAGCCGUCCCUCCUCAAUAUAUUUUCUUUACUUAUCUUCCAGGGCACUAGUUUUCUUCAGUCACCUUUGCUGAUUUCACCUUUUCUCCCUUCUUAGAGUGCCCCCAGGACUCAGUGGUUGGAUCUUGACUCUUCUCAAUAUAUACACUCCUGACUAUCUCAUUCAGUCUCAUGGUGUGUAAAGUACUAUUAAUAUGCCAAUGACUUUCAAAUUUCUAUCUCCAUCCUAGACUUUUAAACUCCAGACUUGAAUAUCCAACUACUUGUCUUGCCCUUAUAGUCUAAUGGACUUUUCAAAGUUACCAUGCUCCAAACUAAACCAAUCUCUAUUCCCCUGUCCCAGACUGCCUCACCUGGAGCCUUUCCCAUCUCAGUUGAUGGAAACUCCGUUCUUUCAGUUUUUUGAAAUUCUGUGGGUUCUAUCCUUAAGCUGCUUAAGGAAUCUUACCAUUUCCCAUCACCUCUAAUGCUUCACCCUGGAAUAAGAUAUUACCCUUCACCUGGAUUACUGCAAUAGUCUUCCUGACAAAUGUCGCUUUAAUGAUCUGCAGUUUAUAUCAGUCAGAGUCUUUUUAAGAACAUAAGACAGAGCAUGUCAUUCUUCCAGCCAAAAACUUUGAAAUUACUACCUGCUUUACUGAAGUCCAUAUAAUGGUCUAUAAGGCCAUAUGUGAUCCGGUCUGACAGCUCUGACCUCACCUCCCUCUCCUUUCCUACAGCUUACACUGCUCUACCCACAGUGGCCUCCCUUUUCUUGAAAACACCGGUUACACUUCCUCCUUAGGGUUUUGCGCUGGUUGUUGUGUUGGCAUGGAUGGAAUGCUCUUACCCCUUCCUCGCCUCCUUCAACUCUGAUUAAAUGUCACCUUUUCAAUGAGGUUUACUUGGUUCACCCUUUUAUUACUGCAACCUGCCCCAUCCCCUCUACACUCCUGAUCCUCCUUUACCCUGCUUUAUUUUUUCUUCAUAGUAUAUUUUCUAACAUAUUAUUAUCUAUUUGUUUAGAUUUGUUCUCUCACUGUUAGAAGAUAUGUCCAUGGGGCAAGGAUCUUUGUUUACUGUGCCUGACUCAUGGUAGGCCCUCAAUAUUUGUUGAAUGGAUGAAUGAAUAUGCACAGGUCUCCUACUGGUGGCCCCAGAACUAAGUUUUACUCACAAUGUUUUGUUUUUUAAUUUUUUAACUCAAUUUUUAAAAAUUGGAGACAUUUACCACAAAAACCUGUCUUUCCAGUUUGUUGAAUAAUCAUACACUCUGGUACCACAGAGUCUACAUUCCUGCAUGGCAACUAGAUGGAUGGAGCUGAGUUGUGUUGGCUUGAGACAUGAGGGGAAAAACACGGAACUACCUCUACCCAAUCUGGUCACCAUACGCCUAUUAUCUCUACUGUUACAAAUACCGGAUCACCCUCCGGGAGAAAAUGAUGCCUUGUUACAAAAGCAUCACUUAUAAGGAACGGGAGGACUUGACACUCCGGCCCCGUUCCUGUCUUCAGUGCUCCGAGUCCCUAGUAGGCCCCCAGAUGGGCAGAAGCACCGAGCAGGGUGACCACGACCAGCUUAAAGAAUUGUAUUCGGCUGGGAACUUGACGGUGCUGGCUACUGACCUCUUACCCCACCAGGACCCUGUGCAGUUGGACUUCCAUUUCCGCCUCACCCCCCAGACCUCUGCUCAUUGGCACGGCCUUCUCUGUGACCAUCGACUCUUCCUGGAUAUCCCAUAUCGGGCCUUGGAUCAAGGCAACCAGGAAAGUUUGACUGCCACACUGGAGUACGUUGAGGAAAAGACCAAUGUGGACUCCGUGUUUGUAAACUUCCAAAACAACCGGAAUGACAGAGGUGCCCUACUACGGGCCUUCAGCUACAUGGGCUUUGAGCUGGUCAGACCAGGUCACCCUGCUCUCCCUCCCUGGAACAAUGCCAUCUUUAUGGUGUAUCCCCUUGAAAGGGACUUGGACCACCUGCCCAGUGAACCUCCCUGAACAUGCUUAUUCCUACUCUGUGAGGGGCUGGGGGCCUUGAUAAAUGAGACCCAGGAUGUGAUUCGAGACACCUUCUUCUAUCCUAGGAAUAAAGGGUAGUGCAAUCCUCAAGUGUUCACUGUUUCUUGGGGGGAAGGUGGGAUCAGCUGGAAUGGAACAUGGGCCGUACAGAGCUGAAUUCACUGUAGGAAACGUUAAUGACUGAGAGAUCAGAGGGACCUGAAUAAAGAGGAAAGGAACCCAAGGAUUUUAGGCUCCUUUUACCAUCCCCUCACUCCAAACUCAUUUUCCCAUUUAUUCUAACCAUUUACUGAGCACCUGCCAGGAGCAAGAACUGAGUCUUACUGGGAGACUUUCAUUGAUGUAUUUCAGUUCAAACUGGAUACAAGUGCUAAUUCCUUCUCUUUGGAUGUGGAGAAAAGAGAAGGGACAUGGGUCCCACAGCUUUGACUUGGGGAUUUCAACAGAGAAAAUAACAAGUAGGAAGCAUAGAAAAGGGCAUUCCUGGCAGUAGGAAAAGUACAGGGUUGUGUUGAAGAAGGAACCCAUCAGAAUGGGAUGUUAAUCGACAAGACUUAAAAGCCACAUUAAAAGAACAAACUUUAUACGUAGCAAACUGUAGCUAGGAAUGAAAUAGUGCUCGUUUCCACAGCAAGAAGUCUUAGGCUUUUAUAUUACAGGUACUCUUAACAGUAAAGGCCAAGGAGCCAAGGAAACGGGGUUAAGUGACCUCAUGACUU